UAAUUUUCCAAAUAAAAACAAACAUGGCUUGCCGAUUACUAAAUUUUAGAGUUUCUAAAUUGUUAUCUUCUAAAAAAGUUAUAAGAAACAAAGAAAUGAACUUAUAUUCUGGAUACUUAGUAACGCAAGAAAGAUCUUUCCGUAAUAAUUUCGGACGCUUUCUAAAAACAAUGAAACACCGACGAGAGAUAGCCGGUCCUGAGCGUCAACGACGUAGAAGUGAAUGGGAUAAUUGGAAUUAUAAUGCUGAAUUAUUUGCUUUCUCUAAGCGAUUAAGUGAAAAUAUUUCAGAAGAUACAUUACGAUGGGCAUUUGUCCACAACUCAUUCAUUGAGAAAGAAGAGCAGAAGCGAAAAGAACUUGAUAUUCCUAGCCAGAAUGUGCCACUCGAUCUCAAAUCUAAUGCAUUUUUGAUUACUCUUGGUGAGGAGGUAACUAGUAAUUAUUUAAAAAGAUAUUUGACACAUUGCUUUACAAAGUUACCAAGUGAAGGUAUCCUUGCUUUGCAUGAUUAUCUCUUAUCAACCGAAGUCUUGUCUCAUGUUUCAUCUAACAUUGGCACAUAUGAUUUAAUAUUUUGCGCUGAAUAUCCACCCCAAAAUACAACUUUAGCAGAUUCAUUGAAAGCCAUUGUUGGCAGCAUUGCUCAUGAUAUCAGUGUUUCUCGAGCGGAAAAUUUUAUUCUAGAUUUUAUUUGCCCACAGCUGAUAGGUAAAGAUGUUUUCGAAAUCUGGGACCUUGAAAACCCUCUCGGUGUGCUAAAUGGAAUUAUCCAGCGGCAUGGUUUAAGUGAGUGUGAGCCCCGGCUGAUUUUUGAGUCAGGGCGUAACACUAUUGAAGCCAUCUAUCACGUAGGACUGUAUUUAAAUAAGCAGUAUUUAGGUCGGGGUCCUGGUGAAACACUGGAUAUUGCUGUUGAAAUGGCAGCUUAUGAUGUUUUAAGAAGAUUUUUUGGCAUUCAGGAUAGUUCAAACCCCAUGUCUUUUGGAGAAAAAGCUAGAUUAUUGGACUUAAGUUCUGUUAAGAUGUCUCCGUCUGUUGAUGAAUGGAUCUUGGAGAGUUUAUCUCAGAAUUCAAAAGAAUAACAUUUGUAAUAAAUAAAAAUUAAUUGAAUUAAAACAAUUAUGCUGCUUUGCGUUCUUUUUAAAUAA
Argiope bruennichi is the source of this 1151-nucleotide messenger RNA. It is a transcript of the gene mRpL44, whose product is annotated as 39S ribosomal protein L44, mitochondrial-like. Bases 24 to 1085 code for a protein of 353 amino acids. The record is from RefSeq and is a predicted model, not a curated record. The transcript has a single exon. Gene Ontology annotation, molecular function: ribonuclease III activity; double-stranded RNA binding. Gene Ontology annotation, biological process: RNA processing. NCBI's taxonomy places the organism in Eukaryota, Metazoa, Arthropoda, Arachnida, Araneae, Araneidae.